Gymnogyps californianus (California condor) is the source of this 732-nucleotide messenger RNA. It is a transcript of the gene CD320, whose product is annotated as CD320 molecule. Lineage: Eukaryota; Metazoa; Chordata; Aves; Accipitriformes; Cathartidae. The record is from RefSeq and is a predicted model, not a curated record. Gene Ontology annotation, molecular function: protein binding.
AUGGCGCGGCUUCCGGUGCUGCCGGUGCUGCUGCUCCCGCUGCCGGUGCUGCUGCUCCCGUCGCUCCCGCCGCCUCCGCCAGGGAACGCGUCCCUGUCCGGCUGCCCCCCGGGCCAGUUCCAGUGCGAGCCCGGCGCCAUCUGCUUCCCUUGGGAGUGGCGCUGCGAUGGGCACCCCGACUGCGAGGACGAGGGGGACGAGCGGGGCUGCGGGACGGCGACCCCGGCGGAGACGAGUCCUGACGGCGCUUGGGUGAGCCCGCCGCGGAGCUCGGCGGCGCUGCCCACCGGCAGCGCAGAAGCUUCCGCUAUGCCUAUGCCCGGGGGCUCCGUGCCAUCGAGGAGUCAAGGCCGCACGUGGAUCUUGAUUAUUGCAGUGCUGCUGAGCAUCCUGGUAGCUGUGGGUUCUGUUGCUGUGUGGGGCCUGUCCAAAGCAAAAAGCAGACCUGACAUCUUCACUCUUGAAAAAGCAUCCAGGGAACAGCUGGUGCCUGACAAGAGCCAGAGGCUCGUUUCCCUGAAGGGUAAGUUUCUUGCACCCCAUGCGCUGUGUGUGCGUGAAGGAGAAAUGCCUUCUUGCCCUGUGUUUCUAGCCUCUAGAGCUUUCCCCUCCGGGGAUAGCUUUUCCCAGCUGUUCGUACUGCUGGUCAGCCACAUGCUUGGGGUUUCAGUCUGCCCUGAAGCAGCAGAACUCUCCCCUUACCUUCCUUCCUUGCAGUCAGCUCUUGCUUGA